AUACUGCGACAUGUCGCCGACCAGUUGGGAUACGAUUCUGAAGAGCAGCUAGAAGACUUGUACGAAAGAACUGCUUGGCAUUUUGAUAGAAAAUUAAAGAAAAAGGCAGCCGCAUUCGAUGUAUUCAAAAAAGCAAUCACUGACCCGAGUGUCUUGGAUGAGUGCGACAUAGCGGCUGAAGUCCGUGAGAAACUUCUUGAAGACAUUAGGAAAAAAUUGACUCCGCAAGCGGUCAAAAUUCGAGCAGACAUCGAAGUCUCAUGUUUUUCAUAUGACGGCAUCGGUGCUGUAAAAGAAGCACUGAUCAAAGGACAGAAAUGCUCAACUUCGGAAAUGCCCAUUAAGAUGGUGUAA
This is a messenger RNA of Gongylonema pulchrum, 354 nucleotides long. Lineage: Eukaryota; Metazoa; Nematoda; Chromadorea; Rhabditida; Gongylonematidae. The record is from the annotation of a GenBank genome assembly.